AGACACAGAAGCACCUGCUCUGCUGUGCCAAGCCCACCCUGGCCCACCAUGGGAACCCACUCCAUUUGUGUUGGAAGUCUCCCUGCUCAAGGAUACCUAGCUGCUGGGCCACGAGAACCGCUGCUGCACCUGUCCUGGGGGCAUGAUUCGACCACAAAUAUUGUGGGCAGAAAAGCCAGCACAGCAGACUCAGUGGAAAGACUGUUGCUCUCAGGGAGCCUCUCCUCCUGAGUCCUGGCCCUCCGAGGGGACCCUUGUGCCGAGUGCUGCUGUGCCGCAAGGACCCAUUUCUGAAAUGAAAGCCAUGCCUUGGAACUGGACUUGCCUUCUCUCCCAUCUCUUGAUGGUGGGGAUGGGCUCCUCUACUCUGCUCCCCCGACAACCCCCACCACCGUCCCCGAAGCGGUCUUUUGUCACAUUCCGUGGGGAGCCAGCCGAGGGUUUCAACCACCUGGUGGUGGACGAGAGGACAGGGCACAUUUACUUGGGGGCUGUCAACCGGAUCUACAAGCUCUCCAGUGACCUGAAGGUCUUGGUGACCCACCAGACAGGGCCGGAUGAGGACAACCCCAAGUGUUACCCACCCCGCAUCGUCCAGACGUGUAACGAACCACUGACCACCACCAACAAUGUCAACAAGAUGCUCCUGAUAGACUACAAGGAGAACAGGCUCAUUGCCUGUGGGAGCCUUUACCAAGGCAUCUGCAAGCUUCUCAGGCUUGAGGACCUCUUCAAGCUGGGGGAGCCCUUCCACAAGAAGGAACACUACCUGUCGGGAGUCAACGAGAGCGGCUCCGUCUUUGGAGUGAUCGUCUCCUACAGCAACCUGGACGACAAGCUCUUUAUCGCCACGGCAGUGGAUGGAAAGCCGGAGUACUUCCCUACCAUCUCCAGCCGGAAGCUGACCAAGAACUCGGAGGCAGACGGCAUGUUUGCUUAUGUCUUCCACGAUGAAUUUGUGGCCUCGAUGAUUAAGAUCCCUUCGGAUACCUUCACUGUCAUCCCCGACUUUGAUAUCUACUAUGUCUAUGGCUUCAGCAGUGGCAAUUUUGUCUACUUUUUGACCCUCCAGCCUGAGAUGGUGUCUCCACCAGGCUCUACCACCAAGGAACAGGUCUAUACCUCCAAGCUUGUGAGGCUCUGCAAGGAGGACACGGCCUUCAACUCCUAUGUGGAGGUGCCCAUCGGCUGUGAGCGCGGUGGGGUAGAGUACCGCCUGCUGCAGGCCGCCUACCUGUCCAAAGCCGGCGCCGUGCUCGCCCGGACCCUCGGAGUCCGUCCAGAGGAUGACCUCCUCUUCACUGUCUUCUCCAAGGGCCAGAAGCGGAAAAUGAAAUCCCUGGACGAGUCGGCCCUGUGCAUCUUCAUCUUGAAGCAGAUCAAUGAUCGCAUUAAGGAGCGGCUGCAGUCCUGCUAUCGGGGGGAGGGUACGCUGGACCUAGCCUGGCUCAAGGUGAAGGACAUUCCCUGCAGCAGUGCGCUCUUAACCAUUGAUGAUAAUUUCUGUGGUCUGGAUAUGAAUGCCCCCCUGGGCGUGUCGGAGAUGGUGCGCGGCAUUCCCGUCUUCACGGAGGACAGGGACCGCAUGACUUCUGUUAUCGCAUACGUCUAUAAGAACCACUCUCUGGCCUUCGUGGGCACCAAAAGCGGCAAGCUGAAGAAGAUACGGGUGGAUGGGCCCAGGGGCAACGCGCUCCAGUAUGAGACGGUGCAGGUGGUAGAGCCCGGCCCAGUCCUCCGGGAUAUGGCCUUCUCCAAGGACCAUGAGCAGCUCUACAUCAUGUCAGAAAGGCAGCUCACCAGAGUCCCUGUGGAGUCCUGUGGUCAGUAUCGGAGUUGCAGCGAGUGUCUGGGCUCUGGCGACCCCCACUGCGGCUGGUGUGUGCUCCACAACACGUGUACCCGGAAGGAGCGCUGUGAGCGGUCCAGAGAGCCCCGCAGGUUUGCCUCUGAGAUGAAGCAGUGCGUCCGGCUGACCGUCCAUCCCAGCAACAUCUCUGUUUCCCAGUACAAUGUCCUGCUGGUCCUAGAGACAUACAAUGUCCCGGAGCUGUCAGCUGGUGUCAACUGCACCUUUGAGGACCUGUCAGAGACGGAUGGGCUGGUGGUGGGCAAUCAGAUCCAGUGCUACUCCCCAGCAGCCAAGGAGGUACCCCAGAUAAUCACCGAGAACGGGGACCACCAUGUCGUCCAGCUGCAGCUCAAGUCGAAGGAGACGGGCAUGACCUUUGCCAGCACUAGCUUUGUCUUCUACAAUUGCAGCGUCCACAAUUCGUGCCUGUCCUGCGUUGAGAGCCCAUACCGAUGCCACUGGUGCAAAUACGGACGUCUGUACCCAUGACCCCAGACUUGCUCCUUCCAGGAAGGCCGAGUCAAGCUGCCUGAGGACUGCCCCCAGCUGCUGCAAGUGGAUAAGCUCCUGGUGCUGGUGGAGGUGCUCAAGCCCAUCACUCUGAAGGCCAAGUACCUCCUGCAGCCACAGUCCGGGCAGCGCGGUACGAAUGCAUUCUCAACAUCCAGGGCACGGAGCAGAGGGUGCCCGCCCUGCGCUUCAAUAGCUCCAGCGUGCAGUGCCAGAACAUCUCUUAUUCCUAUGAAGGUAUGGAGAUCAACAACCUGCGGUGGAGCUGACGGUCGUGUGGAAGGGCACUUCAACAUUGACAACCCAGCUCAGAACAGAGUUCACCUGUAUAAGUGUGGAGCCAUGCAGAGCUGCGGGCUGUGCCUCCAGGGACCGGACUUCCAGUGCGGCUGGUGCCAGAGCCAGGGCCAGUGUACCCUGCGGCAGCACUGCCCCGUGCACGAGAGCCAGUGGCUGGAGCUGUCGGGCGCCAACAGCAGGUGCACCAACCCGCGCAUCACAGAGAUAAUUCCAGUGACAGGUCCCCGGGAAGGGGGCACCAAGGUCACCAUCCGAGGGGAGAACCUGGGCCUGGAAUUCCGGGACAUCGCUUCCCAUGUCAAGGUGGCUGGUGUGGACUGCAGCCCCUUGGUGGAUGGCUACAUCCCUGCAGAACAGAUCGUGUGUGAGAUGGGGGAGGCCAAGCCCAGCCAGCACGCAGGCUUUGUGGAGAUCUGUGUGGCCGUGUGUCGCCCCGAGUUCAUGGCCCGGUCCUCACAACUCUAUUACUUCAUGACGCUGACUCUCUCGGACCUGAAGCCCAGGCGGGGGCCCAUGUCUGGGGGCACCCAAGUGACCAUCACAGGUACCAACCUGAAUGCGGGCAGCAAUGUGGUGGUGAUGUUUGGGAAGCAGCCCUGCCUUUUCCACAGACGCUCUCCGUCCUACAUCGUCUGCAACACCACGUCCUCAGACGAGGUGCUGGAAAUGAAGGUGAUGGUGCAAGUGGACAAGGCCAGUAUCCACCAGGACCUGUUCUUCCAGUACGUGGAGGACCCCACCAUCGUGCGCAUCGAGCCGGAGUGGAGCAUCGUCAGUGGAAACACACCCAUCGCCGUGUGGGGGACUCACCUGGACCUCAUACAGAACCCCCAGAUCCGGGCCAAGCAUGGAGGGAAGGAACACAUCAAUCUCUGUGAGGUUCUGAAUGCUACUGAGAUGACCUGCCAGGCUCCAGGCUCUUGCUCUGGAGCCCGAUCACCAGUCGACCUGACCGAGAGGCCUGAGGAGUUCGGCUUCAUCCUGGACAAUGUCCAGUCCCUGCUAAUCCUCAACAAGUCCAACUUCACUUACUACCCCAACCCUGUGUUCGAGGCCUUUGGGCCCUCAGGAAUCCUGGAGCUCAAGCCCGGCACGCCCAUCAUCCUGAAGGGCAAGAACCUGAUCCCCACCCCACCCCAUGGCUGGGGGCAACGUGAAGCUGAACUACACCAUGCUGGCGGGGAGAAGCCAUGUGCUGUGACGGUGUCCGACGUGCAGCUGCUCUGCGAGUCCCCCAACCUAAUCGGCAGGCACAAAGUGAUGGCCCGCGUCGGGGGCAUGGAGUACUCCCCGGGGAUGGUGUACGUCGCCCCAGACAGCCCGCUCAGCCUGCCCGCCAUCGUCAGCAUCGCCGUGGCCGGCGGCCUCCUGGUCAUCUUCAUUGUCGCCGUCCUCAUCGCCUACAAACGCAAGUCCCGCGAGAGUGACCUCACGCUGAAGCGGCUGCAGAUGCAGAUGGACAACCUGGAGUCGCGCGUGGCGCUCGAGUGCAAAGAAGCUUUUGCCGAGCUACAGACGGACAUCCACGAGCUGACCAGUGACCUGGAUGGAGCCGGGAUCCCCUUCCUGGACUACAGAACCUACACCAUGCGGGUGCUGUUCCCCGGGAUUGAAGACCACCCGGUGCUCCGGGACCUCGAGGUUCCGGGCUACCGGCAGGAGCGCGUGGAGAAGGGCCUGAAGCUCUUCGCCCAGCUCAUCAACAACAAGGUGUUCCUGCUGUCCUUCAUCCGCACGCUGGAGUCUCAGCGCAGCUUCUCCAUGCGCGACCGCGGCAACGUGGCGUCGCUCAUCAUGACGGUGCUGCAGAGCAAGCUGGAGUACGCCACCGAUGUGCUGAAGCAGCUGCUGGCCGACCUCAUCGACAAGAACCUGGAGAGCAAGAACCACCCCAAGCUGCUUCUCCGGAGGACUGAGUCAGUGGCCGAAAAGAUGUUGACCAACUGGUUCACUUUCCUGCUCUACAAGUUUCUCAAGGAGUGUGCCGGGGAGCCUCUGUUCUCGCUCUUCUGUGCCAUCAAGCAGCAGAUGGAGAAGGGGCCCAUCGACGCCAUCACAGGAGAGGCCCGCUACUCUCUGAGCGAGGACAAGCUCAUCCGCCAGCAGAUCGACUACAAAACCCUGGUCCUGAGCUGUGUCAACCCAGACAAUGCCAACAGCCCCGAGGUCCCCGUGAAGAUCCUCAACUGUGACACCAUUACUCAGGUCAAGGAGAAGAUUCUGGACGCCAUCUUUAAGAAUGUGCCCUGCUCGCACCGGCCCAAGGCUGCAGAUAUGGACCUGGAGUGGCGACAAGGAAGCGGGGCAAGGAUGAUCCUGCAGGAUGAAGACAUCACCACCAAAAUUGAGAAUGACUGGAAGAGAUUGAACACCCUGGCCCAUUACCAGGUGCCGGACGGUUCUGUGGUGGCUUUAGUGUCCAAACAGGUGACAGCCUACAAUGCAGUGAACAACUCCACCGUCUCCAGGACCUCAGCGAGUAAAUACGAAAACAUGAUGCGGCAUACGGGCAGCCCCGACAGCCUCCGCUCACGCACACCCAUGAUCACCCCCGACCUGGAGAGCGGAGUGAAGAUGUGGCAUCUGGUGAAGAACCACGAGCACGGGGACCAGAAGGAGGGUGACCGGGGGAGCAAGAUGGUGUCCGAGAUCUAUCUGACGCGUCUCCUGGCCACAAAGGGCACCCUGCAGAAGUUCGUGGACGACCUCUUCGAGACCAUCUUCAGCACGGCACACCGGGGCUCCGCCCUGCCCCUGGCCAUCAAGUACAUGUUCGACUUCCUGGACGAGCAAGCCGACAAGCACGGCAUUCAUGACCCCCAUGUCCGCCACACCUGGAAGAGCAACUGCCUGCCCCUGCGGUUUUGGGUGAACAUGAUCAAGAACCCGCAGUUUGUGUUCGACAUCCAUAAGAACAGCAUCACGGACGCCUGCCUUUCUGUGGUGGCCCAGACCUUCAUGGACUCCUGCUCCACGUCUGAGCACCGGCUGGGCAAGGACUCCCCCUCCAACAAGCUGCUCUAUGCCAAGGACAUCCCCAGCUACAAGAACUGGGUAGAGAGGUACUACUCGGACAUCGGGAAGAUGCCGGCCAUCAGCGACCAGGACAUGAACGCGUACCUGGCGGAGCAGUCCCGGAUGCACAUGAAUGAAUUCAACGCCAUGAGCGCGCUCUCGGAGAUCUUCUCCUACGUGGGCAAGUACAGCGAGGAGAUCCUCGGACCUCUGGACCACGAUGACCAGUGCGGAAAGCAGAAACUGGCCUACAAACUAGAACAAGUCAUGACCCUCAUGAGCUUAGACAGCUGAGAACCGUCCUUCCAGGGCCCCUGGGGGGAGGGACACACCAAGCCGUGCCUCAGUCUAGAUUAUCAUCUUUACCAAGUGCAAGUUCCAACUGGCGUCAGCAGCAUCCCCUGAGCAGCGCUGUCUCUCUCCGCCUCUUUCUGUCUCUCCCUCCUCCCUGCCUCUCUUCUCUCUCUGGGGCUCUGCCAGGGUGAUCAAACCAGGCCACCGCCCCUCAGCAAGUCCCAGAGGGCCAGGCUCACACGGGGACCCGGCCAGAAGAUGACAGAGGGGCUUUCUUUCCCGGCUGACCACAGACAUCAGCAGCAGGGCCCGAGAACGGAGGACAAGCCACGGAGAGAGGAUGCUCCUCCACCUCCCACCUGGGCCGACCCUUGGUCCAGGGAAGAGGCAGUGAGCUCAGUAUUAUCUUCAUUGAGAAGACUCACCUGGCUCUCUUCUGUCCCCCGUUUCCAUCUCCACGGGGAUCCCCCAGGGUGUGGUCCCGUUGCAAGUGUGAGAAGAAAGGCCACAGCUCCUGCUGUGGGAGAGGGGCGCUGGGAGGUGUUUUUCGAGCCGCCUCUCACCUGUUGGGUUGGCAUCCAGAGGCCACCUUUUCCCCCUGCGGUCUUCUUGGAGUCCUUCCAAGUGCUCCUCGGGACCUUCCUGCUCCAACCCCUCCCCAGCCUGUGGAAAGCCAGACAGGAGACACAGCAGUUACAUGCCACCGCGGAUACCCUCCUGACCUUCGAGUCUGGCUCCGAGCAGCAGAAACAUCCCACAGAAGGGGAGAAAUGGAAAGAGAGUCGCGCCCACCCUGGAAGCAGAAUGUGUUGUUUUCCACUCACCCCCAAAUGCAAAUGAAGCACGUCCACAGUCCCAGGCCUCAUCCAUUGCCAGAUCCUCGAUGCUGUCUAGAGAAAGUUCUGGCAUCCUCCUCGGUCAGCGCUCAUCUAGGGUCAGUGGAAAACGCAGAGUACAUCCAGGAGAUCCUACCUCCGGCCACCGUCACUGGCUCCAUCCCCAGCACCCCUCCUGAGAACUCUAUAGAAGGCUGGGGCGGACAGCCGAGCCCCUGUCCCCCUGCAGAGCCCUAUGCCAUUGCUAUGCAGAUGACCUUGUCACUGGACUCUCCAGACCUCCUUGGCAAUGACUCCUUUACCAUCUGCUGCCUCUUUAGUCACUGCCUUUGCCUCACUUCCUCCCCAGUCAUCGCAGAGAGAACCACACUCAAGCCCAGCCCCACGGAGACAAACCAAAACGCCAGCCACACUCAGCCCCCAGCUCGCCAUGUCUGGGAGGGACCAAGGACUCAAGCUGAAGGACCUAGAUGACAACGUAAGAAGAGGCAUACAGCGGACCUCGGCCCCAGCAUCUGUCUCUCCACCUGUCCUUCCAUCUCUGGAUCUCUCAUUUCAGGCAAAUGUGUGCUCAGACAUGGGUGAGCAGGGGCUGUGGUAAGAGACGGUCUCAUGGAAGGUCACGGAAACCUGAAUCCUGAAGGGACCUUAGUUGCCACCUGGCCCAGUUUCCCACCCUAAGCGGGAUUCUCUCCUGGCAGCUCUGGUGGCUAAUUGUCCAUGGCUCUGGGAGACAAGAAGCAUCAUCCAAGGUGUGGUUGGGAGAGAGGGUUCUGGUCUUGCCUUUGCUCCCUGAGCAUCAGACAUCCAUCCCUGUCGUCCUCUCCAAGUGAGCCCCAGUUGGAACAGGGAAGGAACCACUCCAUUUCCAGCAAAGCCCAUGGAGCACCCUAUACUUUUAGGAACCUGGCCCCUUUGGAUAGGAGUAUGUGUGUGUGUGAGCUUGCAUGCACAUGUGCAUGUGAGUGUGUGUGUGUGCACACACACGUGCGCCCCAGGAGCAGGCAGAGAGCUCAAAAGGAUUUUUAGUCCUGUGGAGGGGACCCUCUAGUGAUUCCCUUCUCCUCCCUUGCUCAUUGAUUCUACAGCUUCAGGACAUGUCAACACUAGCUUUCUGUGCUAAGUGCAGGUGGGGGGAAGGAGAGUCACCUGUUCGCAGGAAACCAGGGUGCUCCGUGGCCGCAGGAGGCCUGGACUCGACUAGAGGCCGGGUGGAAGGUGACCCACACCAGAGCAACACGUGGCAUCAAGGAGAGGACAGAUGGGGACAAAACUCCAGUAGCCUAGCCUCAGAAAGAGGAGAAUGGGGGAAAGAUACACAUCGAGGGGGAAAAAUAACCAAAGGUUUUGGUGAAUGAAGUGCCAGGUGAAGAAGCACGGGCUUUCUACCCUUGACCGGUUUAUUUCCAACCGAGAAGUCACGGCCCCGACCAGAGAGGAAGCACGUGGAGGGCAGAGGCACCACGGCCACUAAGAGAUAUUUGCACACGUGAGGGGUUGGGUUGGACAGAGACACAAACAUAUUUAACACAGAUUCGCUGAGUGGAAGCUGAGAGUGUGUGUGUGUGUGUGUGUGUGAGAGAGAGAGAGAGAGCGCAUGUGUGAAUGAGUGUGUGUGAUUUAUUUUUUAAGUUUUGCACAGUUAGAAAAAAUGAACAGGCAGAAAAGAAGACUGUUAUCAUGGUUCUGCUGAAGCUUUUAUUUUUUACCGGAUUAUUAUUAUUUUUGUUAUUGUUCCUUUGUCGGUACAGAACCACCCCACCCCCCUGCCCUGCCCCUGCCCCGUUUUGUCUUAAGAGAAACUUCAGACACCUCAGAGAGACCUCAACAUCAGGAAGAAAGAGGAGAGGACAGUCUCCCGCUUUCUUUUCUCCUGGAGAAGGGGCUGGGGCAGAUUUUACUUUAAUUGCUAGGGUGGGGGGGGUGGUCGCUGCUGGCUUUUUUUUUUUCUUUCUUUCUUUCUUUUCCCCGAAGUCUCUGAGGCCUGCUUGGGCUGGAGAAACAGGAAUCACCCCGAGCUGCAACCCGCCUUGCCCCACCAAAAAUUCUCUUUCCUUUCUCCUUUUGUUUUCCAUUUUUUCCAUUUGGAUUCUUGGUACACGUGUGAUUCAAAGUAAUCAGAAAGCUGUCUUUCACUCCCCGUGUUCUUUCCAAAACUCCCCUUGGGAUCCCGGUCUCCUCCUGGCAGGCCAGAGACCCCGAGAGCUGCCCCGAGGGGUAUGGGGGCCACCACACAGCAGAGAAGGGAGCUGGGCAAACUGGUCCUGGGGGAGGGAGGUCCCCUCAAGGCCUCCCUCCCCCAUGGCAGCAGAUUUGCCGGGUGAUAACUCUGUUUAAGGUGGAAUCUUUAUUUAACUUCUUGAGUCCCUGGAAGAGAGGAAGAGAGAAAAGGCCCAUCUCCUCUCACCUGCCCCUUCAACCGCCUCCUGCACCCUCUAGCCUUUGAGACCACCAGGCUCCAAAUGGCGCUGGGAGACCACACAGAGUAACUGACCUAGGUUACGGGGGAAUUUUGAAUGUAGGAGAGAGAUGGGCUGCAACUGGGGUGGUGGGAGAGAGGGAGCUUUACAGGGUCCUGAAUGUAAAAGGAUGGAUGGAGAGAAGCUGAGACAGAUGACUUCAGGUGGGUCAUUGCUUUCGGGGAGCACAAGUCUCCCCACGUGUGGGCUUUGUCGUUCUUCGUCCUUCCACAUAAGGGGAGACCCCAAUAUUUCUUGCUAACAGCAAAGAGUGCCAAUAAGUGAGUAAGUGAAGUUGGCUACUGUGUCAGUUAAUUCCUCAGGAAAAUACUUUUUCUUGCCUUCUUUCAGUGUGGUUUUAAUUUGGGGGCAGAGGACUGCCUGUCUCCAGGCCAGGGUAGGGUCACACCCCAGAGCAACACGCACACCCAGAGUCAGCCCUAGAGCCUCCCUCUUGUAAGCCCAUUGGCCGAGCGUGAGCAGGGCUGUGGUCUGGGAGGGAGGUCAUUGUCGAUGAUCCCAAAGUGAGCAGACUAUCCAGGACUGUGCCAGGCAGGGGCGGGAGUCCACUCAGGCCUGGGUCUCUCCCCCCAGCCCUAAGCUAAUGUCGAGGUACAGUCCCAGCACCCCCUCUCCCCCAACCCGAGAUCCUUGUGCUUGUGUUCCCCUUGCAUGUCUGGCUUCUGAGAGCGUCUCUCCCCUGCAGAGGCGAGUGUGCCCCGUCGUUCCCCUCGUCCCCCUUGCCUGCAGCUGCUCGCGGAGCCUCUGCGCCAAGGCUGCGUAUUUCCUGGCACGGGAGCCUCACACCUCACAGCACCCCCUCCCUGGGCAGCUUUAGGCCCCGUCACCGUCCCAGCACUGCCUCCCUGAGAGAUUAGGGGCCCCAGUCCCACCUGGGCCCUGGGGAUCCCCCAACAGAAGAGCCACAAGCAAUGAUUUCCCAAGAGGCAAGUCCUGCUGAUGUUUCCAGCACCCUCAACAACCACGUGCUUUGCCUCAAAAGGGGAAGUCCUGUUUUCUGUCUGUCCCCUUUCUCAGGAAUCAGGGGACACUUCCUUUGGCUUCACAGGAUGUAAAGUCAAAUACUUAACCUAGCGAGGGUUAAAGUUAAUUAUUCUUAAUCGAGAACAAACUCCCACCAAUCAGAAAGCAAGGAGGGAGGGGAAGAGGCAGGGAGGUUCUGCGGGGUCGGAGGCCCAGGGACACCCCUUUCGUGGCCCUUCCAGGGAUGGGCUGCCCCAACAAGCGGUCCCAGCAGGGGUCUGAAAGGCUUCCGAGAGGCAUGUCUAAGCAUGAAUACCCUCCAGGUAACCAGAGUCCCCGGGAGAAGACCCUGCCCCAGGCCGAUCCUGGCUCUCUCCUGGCCUUUCCUCUUGCUUCUAGUUCACGUCAAGGACCUCCUGUCACUCCCCAUGCCUCCUGUCAACAUCCAGGACAGGUGCCUGAGGUUCCCUGACUCUGCAGCCCCUCCCUUUUUCUUUAACCUGUACGUGGACUGUCUACUUGGGGUUUGAGGGGUUUUGUUUGUCUAUGUUAAGCAUUGGAGAUUAAGGAAGGAGCCCAGGUCAAGUCCAAAUUGCUGAAAGGAGGAAAAAACUCUUCACCUAUGACUUGCCAGGAGAGCCUUGGGGCUAAGGAGGGGGGCUCCCCCUGUUCUUAAAAAAUGGGUCAGGAUAUUGCCCAGGCAUGGACAUGGCUGCUAAUAUUCGUGGUGCUUCCCGGGCACCUCUGAUGGCUAGAGCCGGGAUGCUGCCCCUCUCCUCCCACAGAUGCGGCCAGUGACAGCCAUUACAGAGUGGGAAGCUAAGGCACAGCCAUGGGACAGGCCAGAGAGGCAGCUGCAGGGAAAGGCUGGGAAGCCAGGAGCCCCUGUCCUCAUGGUUCCAAGAGCGGCAAAGCCCUCCACCAGAAAACCGAGAAAAAGACGGUUCCUUCCAUUCACAAAGGAAUCUCUAUAGUAAAAGUUUCAGACUUUGAAGAGAGACUUCUGUUUUUAAUUAACAAGUUUUUGCUCCCUGACAAAAUUGUUUUCAUUUUAAUUAGGGGGAGUAUCCAACUUUAUAAAACAUACAGGAUGUUUUGGUUGUAAAGGUGAUACAACUUGAACAGUAGAAUCCCAGUUAAAUUUUGUUAGGAGACAGGUGACUACCCCAGCUAAGCGAAGCUACUAAACAAAACGAGAUCCCUAAUAAAUGAAAAGAGGUUUCUGUCCUCAUUGGCAGAGAUAGUGACGUGGGGGGGGGGGGGGGCGUAUGCCCUCCGUCAGGUGUGUCACGUCUUCCCUCCUCCUCACCCCCCUUUCGCUCUGUCCAGCCUUGGCUCUCUGGGCCACCCCUAGUGUUGCUGAGCCCCUCUGCAGUUCCCAUCAGCUUCCCUCAAACUGGAGGGACUCCCAGUUCAGGAUUGGUCAUGGAGAGACCCAGUUCCCUCCUCUGAGAGGGCAAACGCUCAUGGCAAAUAGACACGUUCUGUGCAGCUCACCUUCUGUUUCUUUUGAACUGGAAUUAGUUCUUUUGUUAGUAUCUUUGAUCUUAUGACUCAAGCACAUUUUAGAAGGGCUCCCUUCCAAGAGUGGGAUUCAAAACAGAGGAUACAGUUAAAGAGCAACGAAAAGGAUACAACCAAGCACGACCGCUUCCCAGACAGGACUAACGGAUGAGGGUCAGGCCCAUGACCGAGAUGCACUAUGUGUCUCAUGUGCUGUCCUUCCUCCUCCCUCCCCUGAUGUUCUCCCCAGCUGUUGGCUCGUUAAACCUUCCGUUCUUUAAAAAGAAAAGCUAGUUUACCUCAAAGAAUCUUGUUUCCAUUUGGAAACCAAUGACUUUGUGUUUUUAGAGUAGACGGCCCUCCCCCCAUCACUCCCUGCCUCGGUCUGGCAUCCCUGAGGCCUGAGGUCCUUGCUUGGUCAUGCCAUGGCAAUGCUGACCAAGAACAAGACCUCCCAAACCCUGACAUAGACAGGAAGGAGUGGGUGCAGCUGGCCCCCCCCGCCCCCACCUGAGCUGGUAGGGACCAGCCCACCUCUUCCAGCAGGGUCCUGCCCAGGCACCACAGUAACCAGCAACUCCAGUGUACCACCCACAGAGAAUGGCUCAGUGAGCGGAGGCAUAGGGGGAGCAGUGUCUGGCCUGGUCACAUGACCCAGAGUCAAGUCCAAUGCUAGAGGGAAGAGGAGAAACAGGGAAGACGAAUGGGUGGUCUGAGAAACAGGCAGAGGCCUUUGAGUCUCGGUGAGAGGCCGUUGAAGGAAGUAGGGCAGGUCACUCCUGCUCUGGUCACCCCCCUCCAGCCCCGCCCCACCUCUGAUUCCAUAAAUCUCCACCUUGAACACCGACCCUUGGUUAGGACAAAGCAAAACAUAUCUUUAGACAACAGUGUUACAAUGAGCCUCAAAGAUAGGUGGAUGGAAUCUAUUAGAGGAAGAGGGUCUUCUGGUUUUGAUUUUUGACAAAGAGUAUCCUAGUAAGGUUAAAAAAAAAAGAUUUAAAAAAAUAAAGUUUUUAAAAAGGAAACCUAUGCUAUUUAAAUUGGAGCCCAGUUGUAACUUGGUAAAGGCAAGCUUCUGUACCUUUGUUAUAAUUAAUUGUAUACCUGUGUAUGUAAAUAUAAGGCAUUCCUAUUUUGCAGUUCAGAACAAAAAAAAAAAAACCUAUUUGUAAUAUAGAAUAAAGUUUAUUAAAAAAUAAU
Molecule: messenger RNA, 12953 nt
Organism: Lutra lutra (Eurasian river otter)
Lineage: Eukaryota; Metazoa; Chordata; Mammalia; Carnivora; Mustelidae
Gene: PLXNA4
Product: plexin A4
Biological process (GO): positive regulation of axonogenesis; regulation of GTPase activity; semaphorin-plexin signaling pathway involved in axon guidance
Cellular component (GO): semaphorin receptor complex
Molecular function (GO): protein binding; semaphorin receptor activity
Source: RefSeq, a predicted model, not a curated record